Lagopus leucura (white-tailed ptarmigan) is the source of this 1736-nucleotide messenger RNA. Its product is annotated as probable pleckstrin homology domain-containing family N member 1. Gene Ontology annotation, cellular component: cytoskeleton; mitochondrial membrane. The record is from RefSeq and is a predicted model, not a curated record. Gene Ontology annotation, molecular function: phosphatidylinositol phosphate binding; phosphatidic acid binding; cardiolipin binding. The transcript has 14 exons. Bases 72 to 1736 code for a protein of 554 amino acids. Lineage: Eukaryota; Metazoa; Chordata; Aves; Galliformes; Phasianidae. Gene Ontology annotation, biological process: 3'-UTR-mediated mRNA destabilization; positive regulation of apoptotic process; response to hypoxia.
CCCCAAACGUCCCGGCCCUACACGGGGCGGAGGAGAAGCAGCCGUGCUCCCAGUGCUCCUGGGCUGCUGGAAUGGGGAACAUUGCGUGCGUCCCGCAGGCGCCUGGGGGGUUCCGGCACUCCUUCAGGAGGAAACCUUCGCUGAAGAAAGAGCAAAAUGGCAAGAAAAAGCUGCCCAGCUUCUUCGGCAUAGACGGCGAUGGGGAGAGGGAUACAACGACAGACAAAAUCCUGCAGUACAUCCCUGGGAAGAGCAUUCAGAACCAAGAAAACCAGAAGGAAAACCUGGACCAGAGGUUCCCCAGCCUGUUCAAGAAGGGACGGAGGAAAACGGUCGUCAGGAACCUGGGGAAAAUCAUCUAUUAUUCCAAGGUCAAAUUCAAGUUUCAGCACUGCCAGGAGGUCAAUGAUUGCUACCUGGAGCUCUUCCAGUCUCACCUCUACUUCCAGUCCGUGGGCUCCAAUGGGCUCACCUACCAGGGCCUGCUGCCUUUGAAAGAGCUGAAUGUCUGUGAGGUGGAGAGCAGGAGGAGCGCGGGGCAGGAGGAGCAGCACGCCUUCCGCAUCACAGGUCCAUUGCUGAACCCUCUGAUUGUGUUCUGCCCCACGGAGCCGGAGCUGAAGCAGUGGCUCUAUCACCUGGAGAAGCAGAUCCACCUGAACGGAGGGAACCUGGGCUUGCCCUUCAUUGCUCAGGAUGACUGGAAGCAGAGCUCGGUGGGGAAGGAAGAGCUGCGGUGGUCGGUGCAGAACAUGCCUGUCCAGGAGUGGAGGGGGACCCAGCGGGAAUCCCUCGGUGAUGUCCUCUGCGUUUCCAAAGUGAAGCUCCAGCACCUGCCUUUCCAGGAGCAGCACGAGCGCCUGCUGGUGCUGUACCCCUCCACGCUGGUGAUUGUGUCUGAAGAACACAACGGCCUCUACUUUAAGGGCGAGCUGCCACUCAAUGCCAUCCAGGUGUUGUUUGAAGAGAACGAGAAAACCUCAUUUUUAAUAGAAGGCCGGCUGAUCAACUCCAUCCGCGUCAUCUGCCGCAGCUAUGAGGAUUACCAGGAGUGGCUCUACUGCCUCAAAACUGCCCAGUUUCGAAAUGCUGACUCCUCCUUGUCCGGAUCAGAGAGUUUCUCAGGAUCAAAGCUGCCACACCUCAGCCAGUUUGCUGGCAGUGGGAGAGGCUCACUGGCCUCCGAUGGCCGCACCAACUCUUGGGCAUCUGGAGGGAAAGGGACCAACACCCUGACACACCUGUCCCAGCACAGCGGCUCGCUGCACGACGCUCAGUCCUUCAUGCUGCUGGAGGAGCCGCACAGCCCUGGUUAUUCCCAACCUCUCCAUUGCCUGCCCCACACCAACUGGCCAAGCACCGUGCUGCCUGUGCAGGAGCUGCGGAGGGGCAGCAGCACCAAGAAGCCCAAAGGCAGAUGUGGUCCAGGCACUCAGGAUGUGGAACAGGCACCGUGCAGCCUCAUCUCCCAGCACCCCAUCCUGCCUGCGCUGUACACUGAGCCCUACUGCACCUAUAGCACACCGCAUCGCCCCACAGACCCCCCAGCACAGCUGGAAAUGAGCAACGUCCUGCAGUGUCAGAAGAUUGCCCAGCCCCUGCCCGGCAGGCACUGGAUGGAGGUGCUCGGGGCACAGAGACACCCUCAGCUUCCUGCAGAUGCUCCAUACCUUGCCAAUGUGAGUUUGUCAGUGCAGCCCAGGGGCAGGGAGCAGCCCUGCAGUGCUGUUCUGUAA